GAUUGUUUCUUCUUUCACCGUCCGAAAUCGGUCCAACACCUGGCGGUGUGCUUGGUCAUAAAACUACCUCUUUCGCGUUCGAUAUUGACACCUGACUGUCUCUUACACAUACCACCACCGUCAGCUGAGUACAGGGGGUCAAAUCUCUCUCAUUUGGCACAGCUUUUACCAUCACCACCGCAAGCAGGAAAUCCCACCCCCCGCUCCAAUCCAAUCCUCCUCCUCCCCGUUCUCUCCCCAUUCCGAAUCCCUCACGCCACCGUAGAACCCCCGCGUCAUGUCUCAGUCGGCGUCAGCAACAGUUAGCCCCGUUGUGGCUCGAGGACCCCCGGACCCUGCCGCCAUGAAAGCUCGUAUUAUCUCACACAUGAAUGCGGAUCAUCAAUUGAGCCUCCGAGCAUAUCUCCAGCUAUAUGCCAAUGUUCCAUCAUUGAGUACCAGGUCCAGCAAAUUGGAGGACAUCACCAACGAGCAUAUGAUCCUCACCUCCUCUUUCGGUCGUCAUGUCAUCCCCUUCUCUCCCCCAUUAAAAUCGCUGGCCGAAGCAAGGGAACGUUUGGUGGCCAUGCAUAAUGAUUGCUUGCAGGCUCUAGACUUGUCGGACAUUGUCAUAGACAGUUACUACUGGCCAGACAAACUUUGGCAGUACCCGGCAACCGCGUUCAUCCUCUUGAUCUUGAUCACCUUUCCUUUCCCUGACUCCCUACUGCCCCACUCAAACUCUCUCAUCUAUCAGAUUUGGUCACUCGGUGGCCUUGCACCGGGUCUUGCAGCUCUCUGCCAUACGCUCGCAUUCCCUGUCUGGUUCUUUAUUGUCGCCGUUCAUGCUGCCGAGUCAGUCUGGCUGUCCAAAACCCGUCUGAGGAAGCACUGGAUCGAGCCAGGUACGGGGGUCUGGAUGGCUUGGAUGGCAGACUGUGCCCUCAAGGGGUUCAGUGCAUUUCAAAGGUUCGACCAAGUUGUCAAAGAAAAGGAGGCAGCAAAGCGAGGCCGUGGACAGCAUUAGAGCUGACACUGUUUCGUCUACUGGAACCAGCCAAUCUGCGUUGUACGCCGCUCCUGAGUUUGAUACAUCUCCUCUCUUGUUGAUGCAAGGUAUAUAGAGUCCAGAUCACGGCAAAGAUCCUGUUAUAACCAGCAUCAUGCAUUCCUACCGUCAUCAAGUCCCGAAUCUUGGCCAUGUAUAGCUUUUGAAAAAGGAUCGUACACAAUGGACACAGCUGUUGACGCCUCGCAAUUGGCCUUGCCGAGCUGCACUAUUGGGAUUGGUUUGUCGAUCGAUGCCUCUACCACUUGUCCCGUCAGGGAGGGUUCGUCUAAGAACCGCAUGUACCCAGCAACCACGGUCAACAUUGGGGUCAGGCUUCACAGGUUAGUUACAGGUAACAGACUCUCCAUCCUCGAUCAAUCGCCAACUUAGUUAUUGUUGCCGACAAAGUCGCACAUCUCUUGUGGAACAUUCCGAGUGGGCACUAUUCCCGGGCACACAGCAUUUAACUUUGUAUUCACUCCAAGGGCCACACAAUCAUACGAUCUGGCCGGCAACAUGGCAAAUCCUCACACUCAAAAGAAGAUCCAAUCCAACCAACAAUGAUCAGCGAUAUAUAUUGAGAGCGGAUGGGCUGCAAUAUACUGUCAAACUAUACUACCUAGGGAGAGGACGGCAAAGGGAUGGCCUCCCUGCAAUCAAGAGUUGCCUAAUGUACAAGACCCUCGGCUUGAAGCUGGUUGACAUAUUUCCAGUAUCGAGGUAUGCUUGCCUUUCGAAGGCUCUUGCCGUAUUUUAUGAAGACAAAGAAAAGGCAAAUUUGUGCCAUUGCAACAAACGCUGCCAGGAUAAAGGCAUUCUGGUAGCCCAUGUUGGUCAUCCAAGGGGUCACACUAUCUCAAAGUCAACACUGGUCGCUUCGGUGGCACGCUCGAGGAACAAGGGACACUUACCCGUAGCUGACUGCGAAGCUCAUGGUGUUGCGGAUCAAAAUGACUGUGACGAUAGCAUCUCCGCUCAUGUCCUUGUAAGAGUCGAUGCAAUAGCUGAUUGGUAGCUGACAUCCUAUGGUGAUGGCUGCGGCCAGCAUUCCCAUUGCAAACACAAGGCCGAACCAAUGGACGUGAUGUGCUGCACCGAUGCCCCAGAUAAAAAAUCCACCGGGAAUAAGGAUGAAGAGACUCAUGUAGAGCCACAGACGGUGCUCAGGCUCCAUCACGCCAUUGUUCCUCCUCGCUUUCCACAGGAUGAACUUGUCACCCAGUGGGCCAGAGAAAUAAGCCCUGGCAUUCUAGUCAGCUCCCUCACGUCCACGUAAAAGAUAGAUUCCAGCAAGUCUGGAGAUAUAGAACAUACCCAAGGAAGACCCCAAUGAGGCAUGACACGUAAGAGAGACCAACCAUGCUUGCGGAAAAGUUGUACGGUGGACUGGACAGGAUCACCGAGGCCGUACCGUUGAGAAUAUUGAAGUAACAAACGAUGGACCC
Messenger RNA from Exophiala mesophila, 2475 nucleotides. RefSeq lists its product as uncharacterized. Lineage: Eukaryota; Fungi; Ascomycota; Eurotiomycetes; Chaetothyriales; Herpotrichiellaceae. The transcript has a single exon. Bases 278 to 1006 code for a protein of 242 amino acids. The record is from RefSeq and is a predicted model, not a curated record.